Molecule: messenger RNA, 300 nt
Organism: Scutellospora calospora
Lineage: Eukaryota; Fungi; Glomeromycota; Glomeromycetes; Diversisporales; Gigasporaceae
Source: the annotation of a GenBank genome assembly
AUGCCGAAGCUACUCGUAUCUGCUCCAGUCAAUUGGCGGCGGGUGCUUCCCUUGGUAUACAUUUACCGCGGAGACGCCGUACUUCAUGUCUGCUCCAGUCAAUUGGCGGUGAAAAACACUCCUAACAAUUCACCCACGACCGAGCGACCGAAGGAAAGACCACAAAUAAACCGACAAAACGAUGAAGCGCCACCAAAACGACGAGGGAUGCACCACCAGAACAACGAAGGAAGCAUCAUCAAACCGACGAAAGAAACGCCACUAGAACGACGAAGAAAACACAAAGAAAGACCAUUAUAA